CCCGAAAAGGAAAACCCGUGUUCACACCUGGUUGGUUAACAAGAAGAGAUGAAACGGAAGUCUAAAAAGGGAAAGAAACAGAGCCUUUAAAAUCCCUAACUUUCUCUCGGAAUCUGGCCAUUGUUUGCCCCGAAUAUGUUCGGUGGAGGCGAAACCGAGCCACUGGGGCGGAUAGGCAUGAUGGCGUCAUCGAUUUUGAGUUCACAGCAGCCGACCCAGCAGCCGCAGUGGGGGCAGGAGGAGACCCGUGAGUUGAUUGCGAUCCGUGGUGAGCUGGAGAGAGACUUCACGGUGUCGAAGCGUACCAAGGCGCUGUGGGAAGUCGUCAGUGCCGGAAUGAGGGAGAGAGGUUACAUCAGAACUCCUGACCAGUGCAAGUGCAAGUGGAAAAAUUUACUUAGCCGCUACAAGCAGGGGAAGGAGACAUCUGAUCCUGAUGCUGGCCGGCAGUGUCCAUUCUUUGAGGAACUACAUGCAGUAUUCAAUGAAAAACCAAAGAAAACACAACGUAUGCUGCUUGAUUCUGAGGCAGGUUUAGCCCAGGCGAAGAAAAAGAUGAAGAGAGCAUUAAGUGGGGAUAGAUCCUCUGAGGAGUUCUCUGAAUAUGAAGAUGAAGAGGAGGAUGAAAGUGAGGAGGAAAAGCCUUCAAGAAGCCAUUCUCGGAAGAAGAAAGCUGGGAGAACUGUUUUGGACAAGUCCUCUAGAACAGCCACUAGUUUAAUCGCUGGCAGUAGUAAUAGUUCUAGUAUUCAUGAAAUGCUCAAAGAAUUUUUUCAGCAGCAACAAAAGAUGGAGAUGCAAUGGAGGGAGAUGGCGGAAAGGCGAGCACGCGAACGCCAGCUGUUUGAACAGGAUUGGCGACAGUCAAUGGAGAAGCUCGAGAGGGAGAGGUUAAUACUUGAGCAGGCAUGGAGGGAUAAAGAGGAACAACGGAGGAUGAGAGAGGAGAGCCGAGCUGAGAGAAGGGAUGCCUUGUUAACCACUCUCUUGAACAAACUCAUAAAUGAUAACAACCAUUGAGAGUCUAAGGUAGAAGGCUGAUUUGUAGUUGGUUGUGAAGAAAAAAACAUUACGGAUAAAUGUUAUUAAAAAUAGAAAACAAGAAAGAAGAAUCAUACACAGGAAGCAAAUGUCAAGUUGGGUGUUUCAUUGAUAUACAUAGAUAUACUGUGUUAUGAAAUUUGAUUGUAUAAACAGUUGGGUGACAUUCUUUCUCAAAAACAAGGAGAGAUGUCAUAUUCUUCUGUUGCAACUCAUAGCAAUGAGGGCAUCAUGGUUAUUUUCUCUUCUGAGUGUUACAGAUGAAUUGAGAAUA
Molecule: messenger RNA, 1315 nt
Organism: Rubroshorea leprosula
Lineage: Eukaryota; Viridiplantae; Streptophyta; Magnoliopsida; Malvales; Dipterocarpaceae
Source: the annotation of a GenBank genome assembly